Messenger RNA from Strongylocentrotus purpuratus (purple sea urchin), 2202 nucleotides. RefSeq lists its product as uncharacterized. Bases 751 to 2202 code for a protein of 483 amino acids. The record is from RefSeq and is a predicted model, not a curated record. Lineage: Eukaryota; Metazoa; Echinodermata; Echinoidea; Camarodonta; Strongylocentrotidae. The transcript has 2 exons.
UACAGCAGUGUGUAGUGAGGAUUGUUACAAGAUUUUGUUAAAUAAGGUCUAGUAUUGAAGACUAGUUAAUUCAGUCUGAAUUCAUAGACUACCAAUGGCAAUGUAUUAGGCAUGUACUGCUGUUAUCUAAUGUCAACAGAAGCCCCCUUGUCUUAUAUAACAGAAGCCCCCUUGUUUUAUAGUGCUAAAUGAAAGUACUUUGCAUACAAUGUAUGGGUAUGCAUUCUGUGUUUAGGCACUUGUGUUGUAGAUGUAUCGCAUAUUAUGUGUAGAGGCAGUAUAUCAUCAGUGUUCAAGUGAAUGUCUCAACAGUGAAGUUGCUAGUUGCAACCAUCUUCAAAAGUUUGAUUUCCAGUGAUUGUGGAGCAUUUUACAGACCCGAAUUGAUUGUUAUCUGAAGGUUGAGUGACCAUACGACCAGUGAAUAAACGACAGUUCGUGAACUUUAACUGAAUCUUCGUACCUCGUCAUUUCAAUCUUGUGAAUAACAACUUUAGGGUGUUUGUGUAAUCGUCGAAACUCCUCGGUUUACUAGUUGUAAACGGAGGCAGCCACAAUAACAAUCAAGGAUCUGCAUGUGCAUCCAGUUAGCUGAAUGGCUAAGUAGCCUGUGUAUCCAGUUAGCUGAAUGGCAAAGUAGCCUGUGCAUCCAGUUAGCUGAAUAAGAAUCAAGGAUCUGCAUGUGCAUCCAGUAAGCUGAAUGGCAAAGUAGCCAUAGACUUAAACGAAUAGUGAAUUGUAUAAGUUACCAUGGCAACGGCCACUAGUCUCCCUGAUAAGCUCGAGGAAGGGAGCGUUAAAAGUAAGCGCUCCGUGCAAAGCGAAAGAGUUCUUCAAGCGUUCCAUGCUGAACUCCAGAUGAUGGAUCAAGAGGAUGAACUCAAAAGAAUUGAGUUUGCCAGAAAACAAGAAGAAGCAAAUUCAAAAUUGAGAAAACUCAAGCUCACCAAGCAGUUCAAUGAGAGAAUGGCAGAACUUGAAGGAAGCAGGGAUGACAUUGAAUAUUCAGAGACCCAUUCUGUCAAAUUAGAUCUUCCUGAGGAGAAAAUGGAGGACUCCAUCCAGAGAUAUUUGCAAUCCCAAGAUAGUGUAGCACAGCAGAGCCCUCAACAGUCAAGGAGUGAUGUCACUCCUGUGUAUGAAUCAAAUGGGUUGCAAAGGGUAGCUGAAUCACUCGCAGAGGUAGCAAGGUCGAUGGCUAUACAAAGUGCUAGCUCUCAGCAGGUCGCUGUGACCAGUCAGUUGCCGCACAUCGAUCUUCCCGUAUUCAGUGGAGACCCCCUCCAGUAUCCCCUCUGGAAAAAUGCAUUCGUGAGCCUCGUAGACAGGAAUCCAGUUGAUCAUCCUACAAAGCUGCAUUACCUGAAUAACUCUGUGGCUGGAGCACCAAAGAGGUUGGUGCAGCACUAUCUUCUUCUUGGCACUGAGGACGCCUACCACAAAGCAUGUGGAGCACUUGCAGAACGAUACGGAAGCCAGAGCGUAGUGUCUGCUGCCUUCACAAAGAAGUUGAACUCAUGGCCAAGGAUCAGCAACCAAGACUCUACAGGAUUGAGGGAUUUCGCAGACUUCUUGAACCAGGUGGAAGCUGCAAAGGUGACAAUUUCAACACUUAAUAUUUUGGAUUUUCCCCAAGAAAACGUAAAGAUGUUGGAGAAGCUUCCAGCAUACCUCGCACGGAAAUGGCGUGACGAAGUUGACAGGUGGCAACGUCGUGGACUUGGUAGCUAUCCGACAUUCUCAAGAUUUGCAGAAUUCGUCAACGACGCAGCACGCAAGGCCAGCAUUCCAGAGUUGGAGUGCCUGAAGAACCAAGAAUCCAGGCCUAGGCAAUUUCCAGCUGGAAAUAAGGGAUUUGCUGGAAAGUCGCUGUCCACUAGAGCAUUCAAUGGUGGUCAACAAGGCAAGUUCUCAUCGUGUCCCUUUUGCAAUGAAAAGCACCAUCUGGAUGAGUGCAAGGAAUUCGCCAAGAAGCCUCAUCCACUUCGUAAGCACUUCUUCUUCCAGAAGAAACUUUGCAUGGGAUGUGGCAGUGAUGACAGCCACCAGGUAAAGGACUGUCCUCAGAGGAAAACAUGUAAGGAGUGUCAGGGAAGGCACCUCACAUGCCUGCAUCGUCCGCAGAACAGAGAAUAUGAAGGUUCCUCAAAGUGCACCACGUCUGUUCCUUACCAGACCAGGACGGGAAAGAACACUGCAUGA